Molecule: messenger RNA, 8412 nt
Organism: Coregonus sp. 'balchen'
Lineage: Eukaryota; Metazoa; Chordata; Actinopteri; Salmoniformes; Salmonidae
Source: the annotation of a GenBank genome assembly
UCUCUGUCGGGGCGUAUAGUGGGGGGCGUGUGGUGGUUCUUCACUCUCAUCAUCAUCUCGUCCUACACGGCCAACCUGGCAGCUUUCCUCACAGUGGAGAGGAUGGUGUCGCCCAUAGAGAGUGCUGAGGACCUGGCCAAGCAGACGGAGAUCGCCUAUGGAACACUGGACUCAGGCUCCACCAAGGAGUUCUUCAGGGUGAGUACACACACACACACACACACACACACACACACACAAACACACAAACAAGGACACAGACGUGUGUGUGUGUGUGUGUGUGUGUGUGUGUGUAUGUGUGUGUGUGCGUGUGUGUGUAUGUGAAUAGUUAGGGCCUGGCAGUAGCAGACAGAGUGUGCAUCUGUGAGCAGCGUUAACAUCAUCAACAUAACGAGCAAGCUGGAAUCUGUGGAGGGUGAAGAAGCUAUUUACUCUGAGAGGGAUUUACCACCAUUCAUUGUGUGUGUGUGUGUGUGUGUGUGUGUGUGUGUGUGUGUGUGUGUGUGUGUGUGUGUGUGUGUGUGUGUGUGUGUGUGUGUGUGUGUGUGUGUGUGUGUGUGUGUGUGGGUGCGUGUGCAUGUGCGCGCGCAUGUCUGUGUGUGUGUGUGAGUGCGUGCAUUCAUAUGUAUUUUUCACCACUGAUUUCAUAAAGCCUGAAGGUAAGCUUAUGAUGGUCACUACAUUGAAAUUACGGCAUUGUUUGGCCUGGCAGACAGAAAAAGAAGGAGAAAGAGAGAGAGAGAGAGAGACAGACAGAGAGAGUGAGAGAGACAGAGAGAGAGAGCGAGAGAGAGAGAGAGAGUGGGGGGGCGAGAGAGGCUCGCUGGUUCGACGAAAGUCACUGACAUUAUUAUGGGAUAGAUGUCUGUCACACCCAAGCAAAUCCCGGCGAGGCACACACACACAUACACCGACCUCUCUACUCCAGGCUGUAGCUCAUUGGCUAAGGCUGAGGCUUAUCGUGUCCUAAAGGAGAGAGAUAAUAACACUUUAUAAUGGAGAGAGAGAGAAUAACACUUCAUAACGGAGAGAGAGAAUAACACUUCAUAAUGGAGAGAGAAUAACACUUCAUAACGGAGAGAGAUGGAAUAACAUUUAAUAAUGGAGAGAGAGAAUAACACUUCAUAACGGAGCGAGAGAAUAACACUUCAUAACGGACAGAGAGAAUAACACUUCAUAACGGAGAGAGAGAAUAACACUUCAUAACGGAGAGAGAGCAGAAUAACACUUCAUAACGGAGAGAGAGAAUAACACUUCAUAACGGAGAGAGAGAGAAUAACACUUCAUAACGGAGAGAGAGAAUAACACUUCAUAAUAGAGAGAGGGAAUAACACUUCAUAAUGGAGAGAGAGAAUAACACUUCAUAAUGGAGAAAGAGAAUAGCACUUCAUAACUGAGAGAGGGAAUAACACUUCAUAACUUAGAGAGGGAAUAACACUUUACAACGGAGAGAGAAUAACACAUCAUAACGGAGAGAGGUAAUAACACUUCGUAACAGAGAGAGAGAGAAUAACACAUCAUAACGGAGAGAGGUAAUAACACUUCAACAGGAGAGAGAAAUAACACUUCAUAACGGAGAGAGAAAAUAACACUUCAUAGCGGAGAGAGAGGAAAUAACACUUCAUAAUGGAGAGAGAUAAUAACACUUCAUUACGGAGAGAGAGAAUUUCACUUCAUAACGGAGAGAGAAAAUAACACUUCAUAACGGAGAGAGAGAAAAACACUUCAUACAGAGAGAGAGAAAUAACACUUCAUACGGAGAGAGAGAAUACACUCAUAACGGAAGAGAGAAAUAACACUUCAUAACGGAGGAGAAAAACACUUCACAACGGAGAGAGAGAAUUACACUUCAUAAUGGAGAGAGAAAAUAACACUUCAUAACGGACAGAGAGAAAAACACUUCAUAACGGAGAGAGUGAAUAACACUUCAUAAUGGAGAGAGGGAAUAACACUUCAUAAGGAGAGAGAAGAAUAACACUUCAUAACGGAGAGAGGGAAAACACUCAUAAGGAGAGAGGAAUACACUUCAUAAAGAGAGAGAGAAUAACACUUCAUAACGGAGAGAGGGGAAAACACUACAUAACGCAGAGAGGGAAUAACACUUCAUAACGGAGAGAGGGAAUAACACUUCAUAACGGAGAGCGAGAGAAUAUCACUUCAUAACGUUGAGAGGGAAUAACACUUCAUAACGGAGAGAGGGAAUAAUACUUCAUAACGGAGCGAGAGAAUAACACUUCAUAACGGAGAGAGAAUAACACUUAAUAACUGAGAGAGAGAAUAACAUUUCAUAACGGAGAGAGAGAAUAACACUUCAUAACGGAGAGAAGGAAUAACACUUCAUAACGGAGAGAGAGAAUAACACUUCAUAAGGUAGAGCGGGAAUAACACUUCAUAACGGAGAGAGAGAAUAACACUUCAUAACGGAGAGAGAGAAUAACACUUCAUAACGGAGAGAGAUGGAAUAACACUUCAUAAUGGUGAGAGGGAAUAACACUUCAUAAUGGAGAGAGAGAAUAACACUUCAUAACGGAGAGAGAAUAAGACUUCAUAACGAAGAGAGAAAAUAACACUUCAUAACGGAGAGAGAGGGAAAUAAUACAUGAUAAAAACAAGGGAGUAAUGACAGUUGUGGAGAAUGACAGUUUGUUCCCCAGCUUGUUAUUUUCAUUCUUCACUACACACACAGACACACACACACACACACACACACACACACACACACACACACACACACACACACACACACACACACACACACAAACACAUACAUUCACACACAUAUACACACACACACACACACACACACACACACACACUGCAGCACACUAAGAUCAAGCAUAAAGUUGUGUGUUAACAACAGGGUCUGUUUAGAGACAGACAGAAUCACUCCCUGUCUUCACAGAGACAACAGCACCACUCCAAAACCCCACAGCUGUAGCAUGAUACCAAACACUGACAGACUCAUGUCCUACAAUAUUUCACUGUUCACUAGCAGUUGGUUUCAUGCUUUUCUAAUUUUCCACGCUGCUUAGAUCAUUUCUCAUUCUGUCACUACAUUCUAAUGAAUGCCCUGUGAACAGCAGCUGCAGACGACCAUAAAUAUUUCAGGAUCAAUGGUCAUUGCAGCUGUGAGGACAUAUAAUUCAGCUUCACACAUCAGAUGGAUGGAUGGAUAGAUGGAUGAAUGAAUGGAUGGAUGGAUAACUAACCCUAACGCUAACCUCUAACCCCUUCUCUCUGCCCUUCCUUCUCUCAGAGGUCAAAGAUCGCGGUAUAUGAGAAGAUGUGGUCCUAUAUGAAGUCUGCUGAGCCUUCUGUCUUCGCUAAGACCACAGCGGAGGGUGUGGCUCGCGUCCGCAAGUCCAAAGGAAAGUACGCUUUCCUCCUGGAGUCCACCAUGAAUGAGUACACGGAACAACGCAAGCCCUGCGACACGAUGAAAGUUGGAGGCAACCUGGACUCCAAGGGAUAUGGUAUCGCCACACCUAAAGGCUCACUGCUAAGGUGGGUGGAGUAGUAUAACGAUGGUAGUCCCCAACUCAACUGUUGUUAUGGUAUUCCACCUACCCUGGUGUGCCUUUUAUAUGGAUCACUUAAUAGUGUAUUUGUCUGGUCUAUGUCUGCUGCUUUUUCUCUCUCUCGCUCUCUCGCUCUCUCUGUUACUUUCUUUCUCUGCCUCUCUUGCUCUCGCUCCCUCGCUGUCUCCCUCUCCCUCUCUCUCUCUCUCUCUGUCUAUGUUGUGUUAAGUUAUUUAGUGCCUGUUAGUUCCAUUGCUCUGUUGUAUUGCUGUCUGUCCGUCUAUCCAUCCAUCCCUCUCUCUCCAUCUCUCUUCUUUCACUCACUCUUUCUCUUCACAGGGCCACCGAUCAGGUAAUCUGUCCACUCGUUUGUCAUCUUGAUUGUCUCAUUCCUUCAUUCUCAGACAUAGUGUGUAGUGUAGAUACUAUCUGUUUUUGGACUGAGGCUGAUUGUGAUUGAAGUUACUAACAGUGAUGCCGUGGGGAGGGGCGGAGCACCUUGGCGUUGCCAUGACUCCCAGAGUCACCUGGGGGAAUUUAUAGACACACAGGAAACAGGAUGUUGAAGGGCCUGACCAACGGGGGGAACAAAAAGCAGAAAACUAUCAAAUUAUUUCAUAACACCCCAAAAUACAGAUCAAAUCAAUCAAAUCAAUCAAAAUAAACAAAUUCCCACAAUCCAAUUCAUUGAUGAUGCCCUGAAACACGAAAAUCCAUAUAUUUGUAGUAUGUGUGUGUGUGUGUGUGUGUUUUGGACCAAGAGGAGUCCCAUCUAUAGCAGCAUGACUACUGACACCAUUUUCUAUAACUUCCCCCUGUGCACCGUGCAAAGAAGUCCUCCCACUCCCCUGCGCCUUUACCAGGGUUCCUUUACCACUCAGAUAAAUGAAGGUUUUCUAUUUUAGAGGGAAAAGUGACAGCCAGUGGAUGAUAGUCCCCACCUGGCCCCCUUACUAUUCUGGGACUAUUGACUGCUGUCUCUGGCUUCUCCUUAUCAUCAGAAAACCUACGGGAGAGCGCACGUCAGGCGAGAGCCCCUGCUCACGGCAAGCCAUUCAAAGCACCGAUUUGACAUGAUGAUGAUGAUUUUGAUAAAGAUUAUUAGUAGUAGUAAGAUAUGUAGUUAAUAAUAUAUGUAGUUAAUUCAUAUGAUAAUAAUUAUUUUCCAUGUAUGGGAGAUGUCUACAUAGCAUCAUUCUUUUUCCCCUACCCUUCUUAUGAUGGUGAUUUUUUCCAUGGCUUGCAGCCCACCCAGGAGAACUCUCUCUCACUCUCUCUCUAGCCUCUGAGCCAAGGGGUAGCACAGUGUACAAUACCACAAUCAUGACUGUCUGUCUGACUCUCUGUUUGUCUGUCUGUCUGUGUGUCUGUCUGUCUGUCUGUCUGUCUGUCUGACUCUCUCUCUGUCUGUCUGUCUGACUUUCUCUCUGUCUGUCUGUCUGUCUGACUGUCUGUCUGUCUGUCUGUCUGUCUGUCUGUCUGUCUGUCUGUCUGUCUGUCUGUCUGUCUGUCUGUCUUGUCUGUCUGUCUGUCUUCUGUCUGUCUGUCUGUCUGUCUGUCUGUCGUCUGUCUGUCUGUCUGUCUGUCGUCUGUCUGUCUGUCUGUCUGUCUGUUGUCUGUCUGUCUGUCUGUCUGUCUGUCUGUCUGUCUGUCUGUCUGUCUGUCUGUCCAUCUGUCUUUCUGUCAUACACAACCAGAUAGAUCAGAACACUGUUACAUUCUCCACAGAUCUUUUUUAUUAGAGAGACAAGCUGUCAACCAACCCAAAUUCAAAAAUCUGUCGAUGUGCUCUUGAGCAUGGCUCCUAACCCUAUUGUCACAUACACCCUAUCUGGUGUAUGUGACAAUAAAACAGGAGAGAGAAGAGAGAGAGGAGAGAGGAGGGAAGAGAGAAGAGAGGGAAGAGAGGAGAGAGAAGAGAGGAGAGAGAGAAGAGAGAGGGGUGAAAAAAUUGAGGCGAGAGAAGAGCGAGAGGAGAGAGUGCAGAGAGAGAGAGGAGAGAGGAGGGAGAAGAGAGGGAAGAGAGGGAGAAGAGAGAAGAGGGAGGAGGGAGAAGAGAGGAGAGGGAGGAGGGAGAGGAGAGAGAAAGGAGAGAGAGGUGAAAAAAGAGUGGGAACAGAGGAUAGAUUGAGGAGAGAGAAAAGAGAGAGAAGAGAGAGUGGAGAGUGGAGAUUGAAGGUGUGUUAUUUUAGCCCUCUGUGUCCGUGGUCCAUUUUUGGAGGUCAUUUCCCCUCAGGGUGUGAGAUGGAGACCUGCAGGGGAGGAGGACAGGAGCGGCAGUGACCAGAACACCAGCAGCAGGGUAUUAGCUCCGUGUCAGUAGGGGACUAAGAUAGGCUUUAACACAACAUUUAACCAGGGCUCCACCACUCCCCUUUACCCGCCCUGCUGCACAUCAUUCAGACAAUAGCCUUUAUCUAUGCCUGGUAAAGGUGGACUGAAUGAAAGGGGUUUGGGCUAUUUGGCUCUCUCUAUAGGCUCUAUAUGUUGAUUUAGCUACAGCAAACUGGCAUAACCAUUCUAAAGGUGGGGUUUCAAUAUUGCAAAGAUAUCUUUAUAAUAAGGGGGGAUGUAAAAGCUGGAAGAGAGAGAGAGAAAGAGAGAGGGUUGUCUGGAGGGUUGUGUGAGUCCACUAAUCUGAUGCCUUCCAGCCAAUCACCGGUGUUCCUUUUCCUCAUUCCAUUGGCUCAUCAUUGGCUGAUACUCCAUCCCUCCUCUGACCAACUAUGUUUUAUCCCUCUGAAGAAAUGCGGUCAACCUGGCCGUGUUAAAACUCAACGAGCAGGGCCUGUUGGACAAAUUGAAAAAUAAAUGGUGGUACGACAAGGGAGAGUGUGGCAGCGGGGGAGGGGACUCAAAGGUUAGCCUCUCUGUCUCCGACCGCGGUUCAACCGUGUUCGGGAAGUAAUGCGAGCAUCUGCCCCGGCCACACAGAUCAGUGAUGAACAUGACCACAUCGCCCCGCCCACUUCGACUAACCUCGGUCUGAAACAUGGGAGGAAAGAAGGAGAGGAGGGGAGUGAUGGAGAGAGAUAGGAGAGAAAUUACUGUCAAAGCAGGAAUAUUGGCCCUCUAGUGGAUGCUCUGAAGAGAGGAGUGUGGACUAGAAGACUGUCAGAACAUAGAGGGAGAGAUAGAGAGGAGGAUGGUGGGAUGAAAUAGAGAGAUUAUGUACUUUAUGUUUUGAUGUACUUUAUUGUUUGCUGCCUUUUAAAUUCCUUUUCAUAUCUCUUACCCAGUGUGAGCAGGCCCUGCCAAUAGUCCUGUGUUCACAGUAAUUGCCUCUGCUUGUGUAGCACCGGCUGGGGCAGUAUGGGCGCGUUACCUGAAGUGAUGCAGGGGGGUCCCACUCAUAUGUCUGUAGCUCGCUUAGCCCUCGCCCCCCAGUCACCCAACGAGCAUACACACAUGUACUCAGUGGGACCCAGACUGGGUCACUUUUACCAAGCAGUACCAUUGAUGUGACAGUUCUGACUGUAUGUGACCUAAUAACAUAAAAUAACAUGGACCUAUGAUGUUAUUUAUGUUAUUUUUACACGCCAAGAACCCCGGUAAACCUUGCGGUUUUGAAACUGAGUGAAGCAGGAGUCUUAGACAAACUGAAAAACAAAUGGUGGUACGAUAAGGGCGAGUGUGGACCCAAGGACUCGGGAAGUAAGGUCAGUGUCGCGGGCAGAGUGGGGGACCAAACACCCUCACUGUGUGACAGACAGGAACGCCUCCAGAUUAGCCUGGAGACUAGGAUUAGCAUUAGAAUUAGCAUCAGUUAAAUCUAAAUAAUCUAAUGAUAAAAUUUGAUUGAUUUACUGUUGAAUACCUUUCUAUUUAUAUCACUGCAGGUUUUCUGCCUAUGCCACAUCUGCCUUUAUAAUGUGAUUUCAAAAUAAAAAAAUUAUGAUACUGCAUAAAUUCUGGAAAAUGUGUUAAGGCCUUAAUAAUAAUGGGCUUAAUCUCAUACCAUUCAGUUUACUAUUCUCUGGGUUACUCUGGGUAAAAGAAAAGUCAAAGAGUGGAGAGGUUCUUUGAAACAUAAUGAGUUUUAUGAAACUACAGAUAAUCUUAGAACAUUUAAGACGUCCUUAAACACAUCAGAUGUCUUUAGAAGAACACUUGAGAUAUUCUUAGAAGAUCAGAGAACUCCUAAGAAUGCCAGUGAAGUUUUUAAAAUACUAGGGACCUUCACCAAGAGUGUCUGAAUAGAAUACUUUAUCAUCACUCAUCCAAAAGCCUGACCAAUACGAUGACUGAACAUAUUUUAAUUGUUACAGUGUACUAGUCAUCCUCGACUUAAUACUUAAUACUUGUAGCAAUAUUAAAAUGUUUCUUUACUUAAAUUGUAGUCAUGCAGUAGUAGUAGAUAUGUAGUAAAUGUAGUAGUACUGUCAUAGUAGUAAUAAUAGUUGUAGUGUAUGCACUAGUAGAUUAUAAGCUUUAAUGAUGGUAGUAGUAGAAAUGCUUACCCUAGCAGACUAGUCAUAGUAGUGGUAGGGGCUGUUGUUGAUAGCACAAGUAGACGUUAUUGUGCUAAAAAAUAAAGAACUAAGACUUAGUCAUGAUGUUGAUGAAACUCUAAAGCUGCCUGUUCUGUGUCUCACUAGCACCACUGUCUCUCUCUCUCUAACCCUGUGCUCUCCGUCCCUCCUCCCAGGACAAGUCCUCCCAGGCCCUGAGCCUGAGCAACGUGGCCGGGGUCUUCUACAUCCUGGUGGGGGGUCUGGGCCUGGCCAUGCUGGUGGCCCUGGUCGAGUUCUGCUACAAGUCGCGCGCCGAGGCCAAGCGCAUGAAGGUGGACCUUAGCCCCCCUCACUGCCCCAGCCCCUCUCCCAGCACCCAGAAUUUAGCCACUUAUAGAGAGGGGUACAACGUAUACGGCUCCGAGGGGGUCAAGAUAUAG